Leptinotarsa decemlineata (Colorado potato beetle) is the source of this 2006-nucleotide messenger RNA. It is a transcript of the gene peng, whose product is annotated as Pumilio and CPL domain-containing protein penguin. Gene Ontology annotation, cellular component: nucleolus. Gene Ontology annotation, molecular function: mRNA binding. Gene Ontology annotation, biological process: regulation of translation. The record is from RefSeq and is a predicted model, not a curated record. Lineage: Eukaryota; Metazoa; Arthropoda; Insecta; Coleoptera; Chrysomelidae.
AAUCGAGAUAGGAUGAAAUAUAAAAAUAACAUAACCUGAAAAUUAAUAUUGACAAUAUUUGAAUCAUUUGUAAUAAUAACACGUGUUAAUAGGUGUACACUUUAAUUAAUACGCGAAUAUGAAAAACAAUAUUGACAUGGAAGAUUCAGGACCACCCACUAAAAAACUAAGGGUGGAAACAAAAUCAACCAACAAAGAUUCCUCCCAGAAUGGAUCUAAGUUUAAUAAAAGUGAAAAGACAGGGGGACCGACCCAUCUUAAGAAGGCCAAACCUAAAAAGUUGUUACCUAAUGGUAAAGGUAAAUUCGGUAAGAACAAACCAAAUCCGGAAAAAGUUGAAGAUUGGACAGAAUUCAAGAAAAAGAAGAAGGAAUUGAAACUGAAACGUAAGCAAUCCAAAGACAGUUUCGAUGUAAUUGUUAGAGCGAAGAAAAUAGGUGAAGAAUUGAGAAGGAAAACACUGAAAGGGGGAGAAGAGAAGCGUACCCACUUAAUGAAUGAACUGCACAAUCUAUUAAAAGGCAAAGAACUUUAUCCAAAAUUUGUUUUAGCACAUGAUACUGCAAGAUUAGUUCAGUGGCUAUUGAAAUAUUCAACAGAUUUAGUCAUCAAGCAAAUAUCAAAGGAACUCAUUCCAGUUACUGUGGAUAUGCUUCAGUCUAAAUAUGGCGUACAUUGUGUAAAGAGAUUAUUAAAAUAUGGCAGUUCAGAAACUAGGUCUCAGGUAAUAGACGGCAUGUUGGGAAAUGCUGUGAAAUUGGCAAGCCACGCUGUUAGUGCCUCUGUAGUAGAAUAUGCAUUUUCUACAUGGGCAAGUCCCACUCAAAAACAGUACCUUAUACAAGAAUUUUAUGGAGAUCUUUACAAAAACGCUAAAGAUGCCAAUGUAAAACAUAUACGUGAUGCAUAUAAAAAUAAUGAAAGCUUGAAGUCUGCGACUUUAGGAGCAACUAAAGCAAAUUUGAUGAGGAUUUUGAACAAAUCGUUGUUAGACUCUGGAUUAGUUCAAUCAGUUUUAUGUCAAUUCCUCAGUGAGUGUUCAGAAGAUGAUAGGAAGGAAAUGAUAACACAGUUGGCACCACACAUUGUUGUGAUUAGUAACAGUAAAGAUGGAGUUCGGGCAGCUAUGCAGUGUAUAUGGCAUGGGUCGAAUAAAGAUAAAAAGGUUAUCAUAAAAGCACUCAAAGAACACAUCAUUGAGUUAUCGAAACAUGAGCAUGGACAUUGUGCAGUAAUAACCCUCUUGGAUUGCAUGGAUGAUACAGUUCUACUUCACAAAAUCAUUUUGGUUGAUAUAUUGAAGAAUGCAAAAGAUUUGGCUGUAAAUGAAUGGGGUCGGAAGGUGUUACUUUGGUUAGUGGCACCAGGCGAUUCAACAAUUUUCCAUCCACUUUUUGUGAAAGAACUCGAUCAAGGAAGAAACAUCGCAACCUGCAAGAAACCUAUUGAACUUAGGAGAAGCGAAAUUUUGGGCUAUUCAAUAAAAAUUUUAUUGGAUCUUGUAGCAAAUGAUGUGCAGUUUUGGUUGUCAAAUGCUUCACUAGCAAUUGAAAUGAUUGCCAUACUCAAAUCAGCUAAUGGUCCUGAUUUGGAACUCGAAAAAGCUUAUAAUAGUAUAGUUGAUGUUAUUUCCAAUCCUGAUUGGAAAAUUAAGGAAACCGACAAAGAAACUCUUGGUAUAGAACAUGCUGGUAUGCAUAUGUUACUGAAAAAAUUAGCAAAACAUGACAACGAUUCAACUGUUACAAAAUAUGUAACUUUUGGGGAAUGUUUAGCGAAAAAAUUGAAUGAUGACAUGUUGAAAGUAUGGUUGAAACUAAACAGAGGUUGCUUUUUACUGAUAGCAGUUUUUGAAAGUGGAUCGGAAGAAACACAAAAUGUUAUGAAAUCAGCGUUGAAGAAGCAACUUAAACUCUUGAAAAAACAGAGUACUCCUGGGGCCAAAAUAUUAUUGAAUAAGAUUUAAUUAUUUAUUAGUUACUAAAAUAAAUUUUAUUGAAAUGAAA